AUGCUUCACUUGCUUGGUGUAAAUCUCCCUGAUCGUAAAUUGGUCAGCACGGCCCUUCAGUACUUUUAUGGCAUUGGUGAGCCCACAGCUUUCAAGUUGUGUCAAGAGCUCAAGUUCCCCCAGGGCGUUCGAGUAUCCGAGUUGAACGAAGUCCAGAUCAACGAUCUCACCAACAAGCUUGCUUCCAUGACAAUUGAAACUGAUCUCAAGCGCCAAGUUCGUGAGCAUGUUAUGCACCACCGUAAUAUCGGCAACUACAUUGGCAGACGACACGCUAUGAGCUUGCCUGUUCGAGGACAACAUACGCGAAACAAUGCAAAGACAGCCAAGCGAUUGAAUGGUCGAUGGGUGCAACGACGAGGUUACAGCGUAUGGUCUGAAGCUCAAGCAAGCCCUUUGCAACGCUUUUUCAACAACUUUGGCUCGUUCUAG
Molecule: messenger RNA, 432 nt
Organism: Lichtheimia ornata
Lineage: Eukaryota; Fungi; Mucoromycota; Mucoromycetes; Mucorales; Lichtheimiaceae
Product: 30S ribosomal protein S13
Exons: 3
Coding region: 1-432 (143 amino acids)
Biological process (GO): translation
Cellular component (GO): ribosome; mitochondrion; small ribosomal subunit
Molecular function (GO): structural constituent of ribosome; RNA binding
Source: RefSeq, a predicted model, not a curated record